GUGCAGCGUCGCCAUUAGCAUGAAUCUCCGUGCUCGCACACGGUAUUCCCAAUUCAUCAUUUCCUAGGGUUUCCUUUCCCCUCUCUCUCUAUCUCUCUUUCUUUCUCAGGUACGCCCCAAAUGUUCAAUCUUUGAGUUCAGGUUUCGCGUUUUGCAGCUGAAAUUUUCAUGAAUUUAUCCGCUUGCUUCGUGCAAUUCACGCGAGAAUAGCUGUAGCGCUUGGUCGGUUGCCGUGCUUUGCGAGUAUUCGAUAAUGGGUAGGGGUGCCGCCGCUUCCCUCCUUCGAAUUUGCCGUUCCAAGGACAAUGGUCCCAAGGGCAGAGCUUCGUUGUCGUAUAGAUGUUUCGGUUCGGGCUCGGGCUCGGGCUCGGGCUCGGGCUCGGGCGCGCAGUUCGGCCGCUCGGCGACUCGGGAUCGCCGGUUCGACCCGAGUUUCGAUGUCCGGAGUUGCCCGUUAUCUGGGAGUUUGGUGCAGUUGCUUUGGAAGAAUGUGCUUUGUAGGAGUCCGUGUUUUAGGGUAAUGAGUGCGGUUGAUGCGAGACUGUAUUCGUCGUCGGCAGAGAAAGGGAAGGAUUCGGAGGGCACACAUGGUUUUGGCUCUGAAGUGAUUGUUGGGGAAAAUGGUGAUGGUGUAGAAAGUUUUAAAUUUGCCGAGUGCCUCAACCGGUUAGCUGUCGCGGAGGAUGGAGAUGAUUUGAACGGGGAAAACACAUGCGAGCCCAUUAGUUUCGUUGAUCAUGGCGGUUCGGAUGAGAGUAAUGAAUGGCAUAUGGUGACAGGUGAAGAGGAUGGAAACAGCGGUAGUGUUAGUGCGACUAUAGAUUUUCCCUACAAGAAUGUGGGAUUGCGUGAUCCUGUGGAUUUGUACAGGGAACUUCGUGAUUCUGGAGAGCCUAUGAAGCUGACCCGUGAUGACUGGAAGACCCUCCAGGAGAUUUUUCGCUGUUUUAAAGAGUCGCCAUGGGCAUCCAAUCAGGCUCUUGCCAUCUACAUAGGCAUGUCUUUUUUCCCAACUGCAUCCCGCAAAUUCCUACAUUUUUUCUCCAAGAAAUGCCCUGCCGAUAUUACCAUGUACUUGGUUUCACUUGGCCCAUGUCAGGAUGCCGUUAAGUUCUUGUUCCCUAUAUUUGUCGAGUUUUGCUUGGAAGAAUUUCCUGAUGAGAUUAAGCGGUUUCGGAGCAUGAUUGAGUCAGCUGACUUGACAAAGCCCCACUCUUGGUUUCCCUUUGCACGAGCUAUGAAAAGGAAGAUAAUCUAUCAUUGUGGUCCAACCAACAGUGGGAAGACAUACAAUGCUCUGCAGCGCUUCAUGGAAGCAAAGAACGGCGUUUAUUGUAGUCCGCUUAGGUUAUUGGCUAUGGAAGUGUUUGACAAGGUGAAUGCUUUGGGAGUUUACUGCAGUCUUCACACUGGGCAGGAAAAGAAGAAUGUCCCUUUCUCGAACCAUGUUGCUUGUACUGUGGAGAUGGUGUCAACCGAUCACUUAUACGAUGUGGCAGUAAUUGAUGAGAUCCAGAUGAUGGCAGACCCAUAUAGAGGCUAUGCAUGGACGAGAGCAUUGCUAGGACUUAAGGCCGAUGAGAUACAUGUUUGUGGGGAUCCGAGUGUUCUAAAUAUGGUGAGGAAAAUCUGUUCUGAUACUGGGGAUGAGUUGCAUGAAUGCCACUAUGACAGAUGCAAGCCACUGGUUGUUGAAGCCAAGACACUGCUCGGAGAUCUUCGCAGUGUUCGAUCCGGUGAUUGUGUGGUUGCUUUUUCUCGGAGAGAAAUAUUUGAGGUUAAAUUGGCAAUUGAGAAGCACACCAAUCACCGCUGCUGUGUCAUAUAUGGUGCCUUGCCACCUGAAACUCGAAGACAGCAAGCUAACUUGUUUAAUGAUCAAGACAAUGAGUAUGAUGUCUUGGUUGCAAGUGAUGCAGUGGGGAUGGGUCUGAAUCUUAAUAUCAGAAGGGUUGUGUUUUACACUCUCUCGAAGUACAAUGGUGACAAGAUGGUGCCAGUUCCCGCGUCGCAGGUGAAGCAGAUUGCUGGAAGAGCAGGCAGAAGAGGAAGCCGAUAUCCUGAUGGGCUUACAACUACCUUUGAACUUAAUGAUUUAGAGUACCUCAUUGAGUGUUUGAAGCAGCCAUUUGAAGAAGUUAAGAAGGUGGGUCUUUUUCCUUUCUUUGAGCAGGUUGAGCUCUUUGCUUGCCAACUUCCCAACGUUACGUUCUGCAAGCUACUUGAGAAAUUUGGUGAAAAUUGCCGUCUUGAUGGCUCAUACUUCUUGUGUCGGCACGACCAUAUUAAGAAGGUUGCAAACAUGUUGGAGAAGGUCUCGGGGCUAUCUCUUGAAGAUCGCUUCAACUUUUGUUUUGCACCAGUUAAUAUCAGAGACCCAAAAUCAAUGUUUCAUCUUCUGAAGUUUGCCACAGCUUAUAGUCAAAACUUGCCUGUUAAUAUAGCAAUGGGCAUGCCCAAGGGCUCUGCUCGAAAUGAUACCGAGCUUUUGGAUCUGGAGACCAAACAUCAGGUGCUGUCUAUGUAUCUGUGGUUGUCUCACCACUUUGAGGAGGAAACUUUUCCAUAUGUUAAGAAGGCAGAAGCUAUGGCGACAGGCAUUGCUGAGUUAUUGGGUCAGUCUCUGAGAGUUGCAAACUGGAAACCAGAAUCAAGGCAGGCAGGAAAACAAAAGCCCAAAGAGAAGCCUGAUCAAAAGGAAGAUGGCUAUGAGAGACCGCAGUCACUCGCCAAACUAUUUUCUUUGAGAAGACAGAAUAAGAUCCCGGAAAUUUCACAUGCUGAGAAAAUGUCUACAUAGUCAUGUGCAGGUGAUUGAGCAGAGGACCUCUGGGAAAUAUGUGUGCCUAAGAUGGCAGGAUGGUUGUCGUCAUUGUGGCUCUGCAUCGUUGUUUGUUAAAGUGGUCUGUCAGAUAAGCUGGUGCAGCUUCUGCAGGAGAUAUCCUAAGAUGAGGAGUUAGAGAUUCAAAACCUGAAUACGAAAUUUCGACCCGUAUAGCUGUAGCAGUUUCUGUGAGCAGGCUGGUGAAGGGUACUUUGCUUCAAUGAGGUCACGGCCAAGCAUUUGACCCCCGUUUGGGCAGCACUAGUGGAUCAUCCAGCUCUUCGCUGUACUGUCGAGGAACAAAGCCAGUUCUUGUUUUUUUACGGAAAAUGAGGAGAGAGAGAGAGAGAGCUAAAAUUUUAAUGAAAUAUUCUGACUGUCAAAUUAUCUCUUACCAAAAUUUCUUAGUAGCUUCUGACUUGAAGCCCAUGAAGAGGGUGCUUUGUACUGUAGGACAAUGGGAGAGAAUAAUCCACCAAAAUAGCGAUGCUUCAGAUUUCUUCCUUGCAAGAAUGAUAGGUUAAAUUGUUGUUUCCCCAUGCUUCUCUUGAGGCUAUGCAUAUGCAGAGUAUGGAAGAGGUGACUCUGGUUAGCUUUUAUUGCUCAGAACGACCAAGUCCAUCUCUGCAACAUAGGUGGCUCAGUUUUACCUUUGGAUAAUAUGUGGAUCGUCACUAUUGCAGCACGGUGUUCGAGCAACAAAUCAUGCUGGGCUUUGUGGAUGGAUAGCUCAUCUUAGUGCAACAAACAGGCUGCCUCUCAUUAUCUGUUUGCGCCUGACCAUCAAUAUUCGUUGAGAUUCAUUCCAUCUUUCUGGCAUUCUUCUAUGUGCAGGAGCAAAUUGAGUGGGGUGCAUUCUCUUACUGAGAAAUCAUGUUAAGUUUGGUCUUAAAAUGGUUUUUUAUUGGUUUGUCUCUCUUUUAAUAUUAUAAUACUUCAUUUUAAAUAUUCUCUGGUUG
Messenger RNA from Syzygium oleosum, 3783 nucleotides. RefSeq names its product DExH-box ATP-dependent RNA helicase DExH18, mitochondrial. The transcript is spliced from 3 exons. Gene Ontology annotation, cellular component: mitochondrial degradosome. Bases 254 to 2800 code for a protein of 848 amino acids. Gene Ontology annotation, molecular function: ATP binding; RNA helicase activity; hydrolase activity, acting on acid anhydrides. Gene Ontology annotation, biological process: mitochondrial RNA 3'-end processing; RNA catabolic process. The record is from RefSeq and is a predicted model, not a curated record. Lineage: Eukaryota; Viridiplantae; Streptophyta; Magnoliopsida; Myrtales; Myrtaceae.